Messenger RNA from Symbiodinium necroappetens, 741 nucleotides. NCBI's taxonomy places the organism in Eukaryota, Dinophyceae, Suessiales, Symbiodiniaceae. The record is from the annotation of a GenBank genome assembly.
AUGGGCAGCGGGCGCUUUAGAAGUUCUGCUGAGGGUCUUUUCAUUGCCAGGUUGGAUGCUCGUGCGGACCACGGAGGCAGCGUCUCUGCCCUGCUCCAUCGGACCAGCGAGCAUCAGCGCAACACUUUUUUCAAAUCAAUUUCUUCGCUGCCAGGAAGGCAGCGGCGCCCAGCACGGCUUCCGGAGCCUCCUGAGGAAGGCCAGAUCAGUGGCCCAAGCCAGAGUUGCAGCGAGAUCGAGGUGCAAUACGCAGGAUUCCUCCUGGAGCCACGGCCAAGGCGUUGCCAGCCAGGUCCGGGUCCUGCGGCAGGAAGCACCCGGAACGCUGGCACGUGUUUUAACAUUGCCUCGCUGGAAGGCCAAGAGAUGUUCGGGAUCACGAUCGUGGGGAGCGCAACCGAAAAGAUGGGGGACACCGUGAAGAACUGCUUGGUGCUCAUGAUUUACUUGGCCAUGGAGACUGUUGAGUGGCAGAGGUUGGUCAUGGAACAGGAGGAGGCCAUGGCACAACAGCCAGAUUCGGAAGAGCCGCCGCGCCCAAGACGAAGAUCUCUGACGCCCCUGGCUCGAAGGCGCGUGCCGCGAGAUGGGCGGGAGCUCGGACGAGAAGGCAGGCCUUGGUCCCCCAGAGCCGAGAGAGAUCGAUCAGCUGGCCGGGGACUGAGAUUUUUUUCCAAAAAAAUGGGGGGGCUGUGCAUUGGGUGUUUCGACGAAGACAACUUCGAUGGCAUGCUACUCUAG